AAAAUAAAAGACAUAUCAUUAAGCUCUAUCGAACAAGGUUUUCUUCUUCUUGAUCAUAUGUCGGCGUCACAAAACAUGACUUAUCCGGUCGGUACUCGGUUUCUUCCAAAUGGUUUGGGGUUGGUGAGGCGUUAUCUGCGCAACAAGGUCCAAAGAAACGAGAGCGAAUUCAUAAAAACUCUCAACAUCUACGAAAACGACCCGUGGCGUCUUGAUCACGACACGAACCCCCUGUACCCCGAAAACAAAUGGUACUAUUUUGUCCAUAGGACAACCGCGUCGCGGACCGUACCGGGAAACAGAGAAAGCGAAGGCGGCACAUGGAAAAACAACGGUAAGAAAGAGAUCGAGGACGAAAAUAAGGUGGUGAUUGGUUACAAGCGGAGUUUCGUGUAUUUGAAGAAAGUGAAUGGAAAUCUUGUGAAGACCGAUUGGCACAUGAAGGAGUAUUCUCUUUUUGAGAACAAGACCAAUUCCCAAGAAUGGGUCUUGUGUUUGAUCAAAGACCGAGAGGAGAACAAGGAUAUCGUCUUACCCAACAACGAGCGACAAGAAGAAGAAGAAAAAGAACAAGAAGAAGAACAAGAACAAGAAGCUGAUUUUGCUAAUGAGAUCAAUCAACAUAAACAACAAGAAGAUCAAGAGCAAGGGCAAGAUGCACAGAUUAUUCUUCCUUCUCCUCCUUUGCAGAGCAACGACACCAACAACGUCUUGAUGAUGUCGAACCAAGAACCUUAUGGUUUUGAUGGCGUUGAGGACGUGAUGAUUAAUAUCGAUGAAGAACAAGAACAAAAAAAAGAAGAAGAACAAGAAGCUGAUUUUGCUAAUGAGAUCAAUCAACAUAAACAACAACAAGAUCAAGAGCAAGAUGCACUGAAUCUUCUUCCUUCUCCUCCUUUGCAGAGCGACGACACCAACAACGUCUUGAUGAUGUCAAACCAAGAACCUUAUGGUUUCGGUGGCUCUGAGGACGAGAUUGGUACCGAUGAACUCAUGGAAUCACUGGAUAAUGACCCUGUUGAUCUCGGCAUGGUUGAUAUGGAUGAUCUCAUACAAAAUUUGAAGGCAUUGGCGUCACUCAACAACAAUAACAACGAGUCCUGAACUCGUUAAAAGCUUUCUUCUAUCUAGUAGGUUUUUUUUCUUUUUC
Eutrema salsugineum is the source of this 1150-nucleotide messenger RNA. RefSeq names its product NAC domain-containing protein 6. Bases 58 to 1104 code for a protein of 348 amino acids. Gene Ontology annotation, biological process: regulation of DNA-templated transcription. The transcript has a single exon. The record is from RefSeq and is a predicted model, not a curated record. NCBI's taxonomy places the organism in Eukaryota, Viridiplantae, Streptophyta, Magnoliopsida, Brassicales, Brassicaceae. Gene Ontology annotation, molecular function: DNA binding.